Patella vulgata (common limpet) is the source of this 2566-nucleotide messenger RNA. RefSeq names its product hyccin. Gene Ontology annotation, cellular component: plasma membrane. The coding region runs from base 248 to 1852 and encodes 534 amino acids. The transcript has 12 exons. Gene Ontology annotation, biological process: phosphatidylinositol phosphate biosynthetic process; protein localization to plasma membrane. The record is from RefSeq and is a predicted model, not a curated record. Lineage: Eukaryota; Metazoa; Mollusca; Gastropoda; Patellidae.
AGAUGCAUGGGUCGUAUGUAGGAUGUGGCGACCGGUUCCCUUAAUCUGCUCUCCACGUCAGACAAAAGACCCAUGGUGCUACAUAUUCGAUUUGGUGCCGUGCUGAAGUUUCGACCUCUGGGGUAAGAAGUCACUUUAGAAGAAAAAUACAUAUUUGAAGACGUUACGAAGAAAACCUGUACAAUCCAGCAACAGAAAAAGUCUGGUGGAAAAGAUCUGGUGGAGAUAUUCGUAAAAUUGGAUUUCAAUGAAAGUGUUAUGUAGUGAAGAUAGUAAUUCUACCAUUAGUGUUAACAUGUUAAAUAAAGCUAUUAAAGAAUGGUUAGCUGAUUAUAAAGGAUUACCAGAUGCAGAAAUUCAUUCGUUUGCAUCAACAUUGAGAGAAAAUAAAGAGUUAGUUAUAGCUUUAUAUCAACUGUUUGAAUCACAACCAAAUGAGUACUUGGAUCCAGUUUGUCAUCAACUGUACGAGUUUUACCGUUCUGUGGAACCAGAGUUAAGAAGAUUUGCUGUAGAGUUUGUACCCAGUCUCAUCUGGUUGUAUUUGCGCACACUGAGUGCCAAUGAUAAAAAGAGUUGUGGAGGUGUGGAAGCUUUUUUAUUAGGAAUUUAUAAUUUGGAUAUAGUUGAUUCUGUGGGGAAUUUAAAAUUUCAUACGUUCCGCAUUCCAAACCUGGGAAAAAAGUCUAUUUAUCAUCAGGUAAAUAUUGAUAGUACCACAUCGUUAACUGCAAGCGUUUUAUCACGAUAUAAUACCGAGGCUACCUGGAAGAGUGGACCACUUUCUCAGUAUGAAAGUAUCAACGGUCAAAACAGGCACGCCAUCUUAGCUCAUUUAAUCCAGUGUUAUUAUUGUGAUAUAGCCUCACUUUCAACUCGGUCACAUCAAGCUUUCUGUAAGGCUUGUAGUAGGAUUUGUUCAGCUGGAUUUAGUAACUUAGAUUCCUAUGCUAGUACAGGAUAUAAUAGUCCAGAUUAUCACAAUACAGAUAAAUGUAAUGGUAUAAUACAUGAAGAACGUCCAGUACCUAGAUUAGCAGUUAGCCCAGCAUUAUUAGUAGAAAUGUUGUCGUGUUUAUAUUUCAUAAUGUAUAAUGGCGAGCCUAAUUUAGGUGUACAAGCCGUAGAAGACAUUCAUGCUCGAGGAUCAUACGAACUGUAUGCUGAUGUCUUGAUAGUGACGAGUGCCAUUCGUAAUUCAUUGAAGGUGAAUCCUACAGGACAACCAGUUGAUGGCUUGAUGGGAAUAAAAGUAUCAUCAACCAAUACAUCAUCAUCUACAUCACUGGCUAAAUCAGCGAUAACAAAUGCUUCCUUUAGAACUAAAAAACUUCCAGAUGAUAUCCCAGUCGUAGAAGAUACCGAAACAUCGUCAAAUAAAUUAGCAUCGAUCGAUGAAGAUACUGGUAGCGAUGGCCAAUCAAACACACCAAGCAACCAGAGCAGUAAACAUAACUUUAAGAUUCCAGGACUCCCUAAUUUUGGUAAAGGGGGUAAGAAGGAUAAAUUAAGAGGAAAGGACAUGCGAAAGGAUUCCGAUGCUAGUAUGAAGUCAUCGUCGGCUACUCAAAAUGGCGAUUCUUUGAGCAGUGACGUUGUUAAUGUGGCUGUGUCGCGAAACCCGUCGAAAAUUGUGGACUCAAUCGAGCUGCAGCCAAUGGUAAAGAAGAGUGCUAGCUUGCAUGAUGAAAGUAACAUGACUGUUUCUAACAGCUCAGAUGAUUCGGCAAGCAAUCAUUCAGAUAGUGUGGGAUUUUUGGGACAUUCAAGUAGCACAAGUACCAUUCGGGAAAAGAAAAACAAUCUGACAAAUAGCUUAACCAAUCCAGACUCACUUAGCACUGACAUGUGAUUAAGUUAGCUAGUAAUUUGGCAAUUUCUAAGAAUAGUUUGAAUUCCCCAAUCCUGAUAUGGCGGCAAGAUUUUAUAUUUUGAAUCCUGAAAUUUAGAAUUUUUAGUGUUUAUUUUAGAUGUUAUUUUAUUUUCACGAAAAUUGCUUAUGUAGUAUUUAUUGUAUUCUUCCACUGCUGUGACAAAAUGUUACAAUAUAUUGUUUGGCACUUUAUAGUGGUAGAUUUGUUGGCUAUAGUAUUAUGAUUUGGAUAUUACCUUUAUCAUGGUUUUCAAGUUGAAAUGUUAAAGGGCAUAUAACUCUCACCCAAUAUUAUCAAUAAUAUUCGAUAUUAAAAACACGAUUUAGAACUCAAUAUUGGUCCAAUUUUGUUAUCCUACCGUGAAAAUCUAGGAUCCUGAUAUCCAAUAUUUGGGAGACAAUGUCCGUCUCUAUGGUCUAUGAGCGCAAUUCGUAAUGAACAAAGCAAAACAUACCGCACAAGUCAUUGCGCAAGUAAUUCAAAAUGGCUGAUCCACCUACGAAAAAGUUGUCAACGGAUGCAAAUGACUAGCAUUCAUUUUGGACUGCUAACAUAUUUCACUUAACAUAACUGAUUAGAAAUUACAGUUAGAUUUAGAAAAUUUAAUGUAAAUCAGAUUUAUAUAUAAUCUUUAAGUGGCAUUUAGCGAUUGGAAAACACAUUAAAAGAACACAAUUUUUAUGGGAAACAAU